Camellia sinensis is the source of this 2345-nucleotide messenger RNA. RefSeq names its product Ankyrin repeat family protein. The record is from RefSeq and is a predicted model, not a curated record. Gene Ontology annotation, cellular component: membrane. Lineage: Eukaryota; Viridiplantae; Streptophyta; Magnoliopsida; Ericales; Theaceae. Gene Ontology annotation, molecular function: protein binding.
UAUAUACUAAAGUUUUGAGUUCAUCAUGGAAUGGAAGUAAGCAAUUGGCAUACCAACGCAGUGCAUAAGUUCCACAAUACUCCCGGGCAUUCUUAUUAAUAAGAAGGAUGGAAAGGAAAAAUGAUGACAAGGCGGCUCAUUACCACACCCAACUGUCAAUUAGCAAAGAACCAGAAGAAAGCCAAAGCCCCAAUACUUCUGAUGAUGAUGAUGAUAAUGAUGAUGAUGAUGAUGAUUCAGAAAUCACCAAAGAGCAGCCACCAAAUGAGGAAUCACAUCCACAAUCACAAUCACAAUCAAGUCCUAACUUUGAUUCGGAUGAUAAUUCAGAGGAGUCAUCAAGUGAGGAACCAGAAACAUGUCCAAGGAACUUAGAAGAAGAAGGUAGUGAGGAUGAAAUGUAUCUGAUGAUUUUAUUCAAGUUGGUACAUAAGGGUGAUUGGGGGCAGAUUAAGCACUUCCUUGAGCUACACCCUGAUGCACUGAGUGCCAAAAUUUCAUCUUAUGGCGAGACAGCCCUCCACAUUGCAGCCCUAUCUGGACACGUAAAGAUUGUGGAGGAGUUAGUCAAUAUGACAAGCGUAGAAGAUUUGAAACUUAUAAAUGAUUACGGUGAAACAGCUCUUUCUCUUGCUGCUGGAGGUGGAAUCACAAGGGUUGCCAAGCCUUUGGUGAGAAAGAAUCAUGACUUGCUAGGGAUUAAAAAUAUUAAUGGUGUCAUCCCUGUUGUUGUGGCUGCUCAAUUCGGCCAUACAGAUAUGGUACAUUUCCUUUACUAUAUGACUCAAGAGGAGGACCUAGAUCCUGAAACAAGCAGCCAAGGUGCUAAGCUUCUUAUUACUUGUAUUGUUGCCCAAAUAUAUGAUAUUGCUUUGGAUCUGGUACUAUGGUUCCCAGAAUUGGCUACUGCCGUAUUGGAGGGACAUACUGGUGGAACACUAAAUACAUUGGCUACUAGAAACUCAGCAUUCCCUAGUCGAACUCAGUUGGUGUGUUGGAAAAAAUGGAUCUACUCAUGCAUGCCGGUACAUUCAUCUCGUGUCUCCAACAUUCACAGAGACAUCGAAGCAUAUCCUGGAAUACAUACUUACCAUGAAAAUAUCAUUAAACGAGCACUCCGUCAUUCGUAUGGACUAGUAUGGGAUCUCCUAAAACUCCUAGUCCCCUACAUCAAGCAUAUAUAUGUCAUAAAAUUAAAACAUGCUCAAGUCCUUGAGUUGUUGGACUGCAUUUCCCAACAUAUAUCAGCUUUGAAUCAUUCACAAAUAAAGGAUACAGAAUUAUUUCAAGCAGUAUUCAAUGCUAUUAAGCAUGGGAAUGUUGAGUUUGUCGAAGAGAUCCUCACAGCGUAUCCUGAUAUCAUAUGGAUUGUCGAUGAGGAUAUGCGCAACAUAUUUUUAUAUGCAGUUCUGCAACGGCAAGAAAAGAUUUUCACCCUUUUACAUAAAAUGGGGCCAAAAAAGAACAUAAUAGCAACUAGCUUGGACAGAGAUAGCAACACCAUCUUACAUCACGCGGCAAUGCUAUCACCUUCUUCUCAUCUUGAUGGCAUUUCUGGUGCAGCUUUGCAGAUGCAGAGAGAGUUACAAUGGUUUGAGGAAGUAGAGAAAGUUGUUCAACCAAUGUAUAGAGAAAUACAAAAUAAUUAUGGUAAGACGGCUCGCGCUUUGUUUACUUCAGAGCACAAGAACCUGAGAAGAGCAGGGGAGAAAUGGAUGAAGGAAACAUCAACAUCGUGCACUGUUGUGGCUGCUCUUAUCGCUACUGUUAUGUUCACAGCAAUCUUCACCGUGCCAGGAGGUUAUGAUGGAACAACGGGGAAUCCCUUGUACUUGCAUCAAAAUUCAUUCAUGGUUUUCGUAGUAUCAGAUGCUUUGUCCUUGUUCACUUCUUCUAGCUCAGUACUGUUGUUCCUAGGAAUCCUUAAAUCGCGCUACACUGAAGAUGAAUUCCUUAUGUCCUUGCCAAGGAAACUAAUAAUGGGUAUCGCUUCCCUUUUCUUCUCUAUAGCGACCAUGAUGCUAACCUUUGGCACUACCAUAUUUAUCUCCCUUCAUGACCGAUUAUCAUGGAUUUCCAUCCCUAUCAUUUUGUUGUCUAGCAUUCCAGUUAUGGUUUUUGUAUUUCCUCAAGUUCCACUCCUUUAUGAGAUUUUUGUUUCGACAUAUGGACCUGGCAUCUUUAAAAAACCAAAAAAGGGUUAGUUCUGAAAUGUUUCCCUUUAUGAAUAUUCCUAAUAAUCGACUAUGCGUGUAUUAGAUUGAGAGUAUGAACUCUGGCAUUUAUUUAAAGAAAUUUUUAGGCAUGUAAUGUCAUUUUUAUUAUAUUUUUACUUUUGUCUUGUA